AUGGUUGCCUCUUUGACAGAGAAAAACAACAACAACAACAACAAGAGCUUAAAGCCGACGAUUUCACGCGCGUUUCGCAUAGCAAAACUAUAUUACGGAAAGCAUUCGACGAGGAAGAAAACGGCUCGAUUGCUGGCGUUGACGUGCGUCUUGGCGUGCGCGUUGACUACUGGUCUCUCCGUCGUGUUUUCAUACGCUCAAAGAGACAUGUCUACUGCGCUCUCGAAUAAAGAUCAAGACGGUUUUUAUAACGCUAUUCAGAGAUAUAUUUAUGUUGUCGUGAUUGCCGCUCCUUUGUUCGCGUUGUACGAUUACGUGAAGUCUUUGAGCGCUUUGCAUUGGCGCAAAUAUAUGACGGAGAAGAUGAUGACGAUGUAUUGCGAACACGACAACUAUUACUCGUUAAAGUUCAAUAACAGCGUGAUAGCCACAGCGAAUCAGAAUAAUGAAGGAUCAGGUGAUGUUCAAAAAGAAGCUACGGUUACUACUUUAGACAAUCCAGAUCAAAGAAUUGGUGAAGACGUUCGCGGUUUCGUUCAUUCGAUGACGACGUUGACGUUAGCAAUCGUGCAUAAAAUUUUCAGCAUGAGCGCCUUCUUCGCCGUUUUAUACCAGAUCUCACCGAAACUCUUAUUCUUUUGCUUUGCGUAUUCUAUGAUUGGAACCUACGUGACGACGGCAGUGUUUGGGGGUAAAUUGAUGCAUUUGCACUUCGAGAUCUUAAAGAAAGAAGCAAACAUGCGUUUUUUUCUCGUCAGAUUACGGGAGCAUGCGGAGUCCAUCGCUUUGUAUAGAGGAGCGAAGAGAGAACUGAAAACAUUAUUACGAACACUUCAACAAGUGAUUAAAAUUCAAAAGGAAAAGAUUGUUUGGAAUAGACAUUUAGAUUUGUUCACAAACGCGUACGAGUUUGCGACGUUUUGUCUUCCUUACUUGAUCAUAGCCCCGCUGUAUUUCAAAGGUGAAGUAGAAUUUGGUGUCGUAACGCAGAGUUCGUACGCAUUCCGAACGAUUCAAAAUGCUUUGAAUAUUAUCGUGAAUCGACUGGAUCAACUUAGCGGUUUAGCUGCAGAGUCCGAACGGAUCGAGCAUUUUCUGAUAUUAUUAGAACGGCAUGAACGGGACGCGGAAGAAAAGAAUGGAGAAAAGAGCAACGUCAUCGAGCGGAGUUUUCUCGAUGACAGUAGAGAGGCGUCGAACCUUUUGCUAUCGUUGCAAAACGUUUCAGUCUCCACUCCAUCGAGAGAAAUGAAUCGAGGGCAACUUUUGUGGACGAAUUUAAACGUCGACAUUGUGCGAAAUGAAAGCGUUGUGAUUACCGGUCCCUCGGGAUGUGGCAAAAGCUCUUUACUUCGCGUUUUAGCCGGACUUUGGAAAAACGGAUCUGGAAAAAUUCUCGUUUCCCGUUUCUCUUCGUUCUUUUUCCUUCCGCAAGUGCCUUUUAUGCCGGUUGGAAGUCUACGAAGUCAGCUCACGUUUCCAAAAGGCGUUCUCGACGUCGAUGAGAACGAAGAGGACGACAAUGCAAAUGCGCUAUCGAAGAAGAAUAGGAUGAAAAUAAACGAUGCGCUCGUGGAAGAAAAUGCGCAUUUGCAAAAUUUGCUAGAUUCUGUAGGUUUAGGUGAUCUCGCUUCGCGAAUGGGAGAUACUUUUGACGACGAUUCUAUCGAAUGGACGGAUGUUCUCAGCGUAGGUGAGCAGCAAAGAAUAGCGUUUGCACGAUUAUUAUACCAGAAGCCCAAACCUACGAUUGUUUUCUUGGACGAAGCGACGUCCGCUUUGGACGAAGUAAGCGAGAAAAAGAUGUACGAGUUAUUAGCGGCAGAGAAGUACACGGUCGUAUCCGUCGGCCACAGAUCUUCGCUCAUGCAAUUUCACUCGCAGCGACUUCGUUUCGUUUCUGGAGACGAGAAGAAAUCACAAGAAGAAACGCAUUCGCAUCGCAUCGGCAAGUUUAUUUUAGAAGAUAUUUAG
Bathycoccus prasinos is the source of this 1974-nucleotide messenger RNA. Its product is annotated as ABC transporter ATP-binding protein. The record is from RefSeq and is a predicted model, not a curated record. Gene Ontology annotation, biological process: transmembrane transport. NCBI's taxonomy places the organism in Eukaryota, Viridiplantae, Chlorophyta, Mamiellophyceae, Mamiellales, Bathycoccaceae. The coding region runs from base 1 to 1974 and encodes 657 amino acids. The transcript has a single exon. Gene Ontology annotation, molecular function: ATP binding; ABC-type transporter activity; ATP hydrolysis activity. Gene Ontology annotation, cellular component: membrane.